GAGUGACGCGGCAAUGAUACCCCUCAGCCCUCAGCCCUCAGGAUCUCGCGUCUUGUCCUACAUUCCAUCCAUCCAUCCGUGACAAGACAAUGAUGCUCCUCAGGAUCUAGCGUCUUGUAGUAAGCAGGAGCUCCAGGUUUUUCUCAGUGUACGAGGAAUCAGGUGAUGUGGUGUGAAACAGACUAAGGCAGUGUCGACAGAAGGAAGAGCGCGCAGCCUAGCCGGUUUGUGCAACAAGGAGAACAAUUUGAGGAACACCUAGAACAGCACCUCAAGGAGGAAGACUGAAUUGGAGAGCAAAUGAUCUGAAAAAAAAAGAAAGAAAAAAAAAAAGAAACAAGCUUCAGGUAGAAAAUAAAGGAACCACGGCUACAUGUGAUAUUGUCAAGAGCCCCUCCUGCCUUGCUACGGACCAAUGCACACACUAAGCAUGGACGACACUCCUGAGGACAAAGCAGCGGCUGGAAUGUGCCACAUUAAAGAUGAACACAGAGACACUUCCUCAAGUGAACAUCUGGUCGUAGUAGUGAAGACUGAGCCCUAUGACUUCACAGUCUCGGCAGUGGAGGACAGCGUGGGACUCAGCUGUGACUCAGCCUCGGAAGAAGCAGAAGCAAGCACAGUGGGUUGCGACUCUUCAGAUACAGAGCUCAACGUCAGCGUAACGGCGGUUCAGCCUCCAUUCGACAACAUUCUCUCAGUCACUGUGGAUGUUCGACCCACGGAUUCAAAGGCCGGAGACAUCACUCCUUUCGAGAGGCACGAGGCAAGCGAACCCUCUGUCUGCGACCAGGAGAAGGAUAGGACAUUCAGGUGCAACGUAUGCUUGGCUAUGUGUGUUGAUGUUGACCAGUUGGAUGUUCACCUCGAGACUCGCGAAACUAAAACGUUUACCUGCGCGGCAUGUUCUGUGAUGUUGCAUCAGGUGUCAGCUCUGCAAGCGCAUGUGCAGCAUCACAUAGGCGAGAAGCCUCACAAGUCUGAUCCCUGUCCUCCAGCGUUCAGCGUAAGCACAGACUUGUGUCAUCCCAAGAGGACACACGUAGGAGAGAAGUCAUUCAAGUGCGAUCUCUGUCCUGCAGCGUUCAGCACCGGCGCACACCUGCGGCGUCACACACGGACACACACAGGAGAGAAGCCAUACAAGUGCGAUAUGUGUCCCGCAGAGUUCUGCCUGAGCUGGCAUCUGAGGUCCCACCAGCGGGUACACACGGGCGAGAAGCCCUACAAGUGCGACCUCUGUCCAACGGUGUUCAGCAGCGGCACACACCUGCGGCGGCACAAACGGAUACACACAGGGGAGAAGCCAUACAAGUGUGAUCUCUGUCCUGCAGCGUUUAGCACUGGCACACACCUGCAGAGACACAGACGCAUACACACAGGCGAGAAGCCGUACAAGUGCGAUAUGUGUCCCGCGGAGUUCUGCCAGAGCACAAAUCUGAGGUCCCACAGACGGAUACACACGGGCGAGAAGCCCUACAAGUGCGACCUCUGUCCUGCAGAGUUCAGGCGGGGCACAGACGUGUGGCGCCACAUGCGGGUACACACAGGCAAAAAGCCGCACAAGUGUGAUCUCUGCCCUGCAGCGUUCGGCACUGCCACACACCUGCGCCGUCACAAACAGAACAAAAGCCACACAAGGGAGACCUCUGCACUGCGGAGUUCACCUCAACCUGCGGUGUCGCGAGCUGAUACAGACGGGUGAGAGAGCAUACAAAUGCAAGCUCGGCAGUGCAGCAUUUCUCAGCCGCAGAGGCCAGCAGCUGGGCCACACGUGGAUGGACACCCACGCGAACCCGUACAAGUGUAGCUUCCCACUAACCUGUGGUGUUAAGAAUGACAGGUGCAGUGGUGCUCAGGGUCUAGGUGGCUGCCAAAAGGGAGAAGGUGCAAACUAACUGGUGCAUGAUUGAUGAUUAAGCAAACGAAAAACCGAGAGACACGGGACAUGUAGACAGACACGAAGAAGUUCUCAAACACAGUAAAGGGUUUAAUUAACAUGAA
This is a messenger RNA of Ornithodoros turicata, 2004 nucleotides long. RefSeq names its product zinc finger protein 287-like. Gene Ontology annotation, cellular component: chromatin; transcription regulator complex; PcG protein complex. The record is from RefSeq and is a predicted model, not a curated record. Gene Ontology annotation, molecular function: RNA polymerase II cis-regulatory region sequence-specific DNA binding; DNA-binding transcription factor activity, RNA polymerase II-specific. The transcript is spliced from 5 exons. The coding region runs from base 416 to 1705 and encodes 429 amino acids. Lineage: Eukaryota; Metazoa; Arthropoda; Arachnida; Ixodida; Argasidae. Gene Ontology annotation, biological process: regulation of transcription by RNA polymerase II.